AUGGCGGGUAGUUUGAACAUUUCCCGCGAGCAAAAAGAAGAUACAAUUGUACAAAUUCUAGAAGAUGCUUGCUCAAUAGAGAAAAUUGAAAACACCUACCGAUGCAUUAGAAUAAAGGAUGUAUCCCAAAAUAUGGAUUUUUCCACAUGCAUGGUGAAAGGUAAAGAUUCAGCUGUGAGUGCUGAUUGUGACUCGCAAUUUGAUAUCCGUACUAUUUAUAUCCUCCUUAUUGUAAUCUUUAUGCUAUGUUUGCACUGAAAGAGCAUUUCUGGACACUUCUUUUACACAGGUGUGUUGAUCACAGUAUACCCAAUUUUCCAGAGAUCUACAGGUUGGGUGAUGAAACUUUCUAUCAAAGAUGUUAAUUCUGGCUCACCAGAUGUCAUCUCAGUCUUUCUGAGGGGGAAAUUUGUAGAGAAGUGUAAGACGGUGAAGGAAAAAGACGUGCUUAUGAUAAAAGGAGCAAAGGUUGAAAGUUCACCAAGGGAAGGUCAUAGAUUUGAAAUCAUUGGUGACGAAAAAAGCUGUAAAUUUCUCAAAGUAUGGGUUGUGCGAGAUUCUAAUAACAUGUUAAACGCAGGUAGUAAUAUUGUUCGGAGACCUCUGCCUCUUGCAUCAGAAUGUGCAGCGUUUGUCAGAGCAGAAAAGACAGGAAGUGAACCACCAAGCAAAAGGAGCAGGCUUGUCCUACAACCUCAAAUUGUGAAAUACACAAAGCUGGCAGAUAUACGUGCUAACACCACUGUUAAUGUAUUUGGUGUGGUGAAGUUCUUUAAGAGCCCCUUCAAGACCAAGGGCUCUGAUUUUGUCUGCUCAUUAAGCUUAGUCGAUCCCUCUCUGGCUUCCCUUGAAGAAAGUUUUAAGUUGGUGCUCUUUUCAAAGUCAAAGGAAAGGUUGCCAUUGAUUAGAUCUGUAGGAGAUAUUGUGCGUUUUCAUGGCGUUGCUGUUGGCAAUUUCAAAGGAGAGAUGCAAGGAAAGUUCUUACCUGAAUCAACCUGGUAAGUUUAUUUUAGGAACACUUGGUCUUAGCAGUAUUCAGGAUGUGUCUUAUAUGUGAACUUCGUAACAGGCCUCACUCACCAUAGAGUCUCUGUGGCUCAGUGGUAGAGCAUUGGAGCAUGAAAUCCAAUGGUCUGAUGUUUGAUUUUUCAUGGGGACUCAGAAUUUUUCCUGUGUACCACAUUCGUGACAAGACAAAAAACAUCUUUUUUUACCUGGUAUUAUUAACCAACUGCUCUAAGAAGAGUUCAAAUAGCCUUCAGAUCAAGGCUGCUACAUAUGUCACACAAAGUCCCAGAAUUUUGAGAAUAGCUGUGAAUCUAGUUAACCCUUUAUUUUUGGUCAUCAUUUUCAGGCUUGUAUUUGACAUAAAUUGCACAGAUAACCACCAAGCACGGGCAUCAUCAUCAAAAUCGUACAAUUUGACAGAACAAGAAAAAGAUGCAAUUGAGGAAUUACGAUUGUGGGCAUUGCAGAAGGAAUCUCUAAACAAGAAGUUUGUCAUUACUAACCUGAAAGACUUGAGCACAAGUCAGACAUUUGUAAACCUUCUCUGCCAAGUUGUGACAAAAAGUUACACUGAAGCUAGCGAUGGUAUUGCUUUGACUCUAUGGGAUGGAUCACCCCCUGCCUGUCAAUCAACUUCAGUGGAACCACUCAGUGAACAGGGAGAAUUAAAAUCAGAGGAGCUCAUUCACAAGUCAGCUGGCAAAUGUGUAGAGGUGUUUCUAUAUGACAAUCAUGUAGAGGGGGAGGUCAGAAAAGUCAGUCCUGGCGAUUUUGUCUGCAUCAGAAAUGUUCAUAUCAAAGAGCUGGAAGCCAAUGGUGAUAUGACAACAGAUAAGCCUGAGGUAACAGACCUGAUUAUUUCUUAACUGUGUUUUGCUAUUAUUUCAAAGCUAUCAGAUGUUAGAAUAAAUCCUCUAGUUUCCUGUCACAACUCUGCAAUCAAAUUGGUCUAAACUCGCUAUUGAUUCCUUGAUAGAUGAGGAGGUAAAUUAGUAGCCUAACAGUGUUUGUGUUGGUAAAUAGAAUAAGAAAAAUGCUAAAUUUUGAGCCUGGUAAAGAUAGAGUGAAUUUUUUUUUCUCUUGUCACAAGCAUGGGAUAAAGACUGCAAAGAUCAGCAAUGUCAAUCGUCAUAUUUGUAGAUAGAAUGAGAUGUUAGAUUUUGAGCUGGGUAAAGAAAUAGCAAAAGAUUUGAGUGUUACUUUGUAAAAAUGUAAUGUUUGUUAAAAAAACUAAACUAAAAACAUAAGCUUGUCUUGUUGAGUUUUGAAUGACUAGCCAAUUUAUACCAAAGCAAUUGGUUUGAUUUGUUCUUUCAUCAGUUGGUGCUGUCUCGCCCUCAUGUUAGUCUCAUAGUACACGGAGGUACAAUAUGUGGGCGUGGUGUGGAGAUUGUGUCAAUGAGCGAUCCCAUGGUUUCAGUAAGCUCCACAUUGAAGUUGGUUGCUGAAGCUGAAGCAGAAGCUUCAGUGACCCACCAGAAUACAGAACAACAAUCAGAAGCCAUAGAGAAUGGAUUUGUUGAUGUUCAUGACGGACCCAAAACAACUGACCACAGUGGAAUUCAACAAGAAAUGGAGAACUUUAACAAAAAGAAGGAAAGUAACUCUUUGACCACAAAUGAAAUGAACCGGGCACUUCAGACAUCGUGUACAAUAACAGAGCACCCUAGCAUUGCUUUCAGUUCUUUGAAAGAGAUCAAGACAUACAAGACUGUUCCAUACAAAUUUCGCUGUAGAGUCAAGGCAAUGAUGUAUUUACCAUCAGAUGUGAAGUCUUUCAUACAGAGAUCUUGUCAGUCUUGUAAAUACUUACCUCAAGAAAGUUCCAGUUCUGUUUGUUCUGCUGCCGACAGUGAUGUCAUCUCAUGCUCUUUGUGUGGUCAGGAGAUGACUCUUUCUUAUUUGUUUUCAUUUGUUCUUGAGGAUGAUUCUGGCCUUCUCCAUGCAUUGGUCUUUGAUAAGGAUGCAAAAACUUUCUUUGCUGGUCUUCCACCGCCAGAAGAAUUUUUAGUCCAAGCAUCUUUUCAAAACACCAUCCAGGAACAUAUGCUGUUCAUGACAAAUAAUCCAAAUAACUCUAUUGAAUGUGUGUACCAAGAUCCAAAGGGUGAUAAAAGACCAUGGUUAGAACUCUGCAUAUUUUCAUAUCUCCCUGAUAAAGACUGCAGAAAGGUUCAGUAUCGAGUGUUUGAUUCUACAUUUGUCCAUGACAGUUGA
Molecule: messenger RNA, 3225 nt
Organism: Pocillopora meandrina
Lineage: Eukaryota; Metazoa; Cnidaria; Anthozoa; Scleractinia; Pocilloporidae
Source: the annotation of a GenBank genome assembly